UUUACUUAUUUAUCAUUUUUGAAGUGCCACUUCCUUUGGAAAGCCGUUUCUCCUUACAAACCUUUAUAUACAUAUAUAUAUACACACUCGGUUUGUCUAUAAGUGUGCGUAUGUGAAACGUGUUAAGAAAAGGAAUUCAAAACUUCGCCCCAUCAAUCAACAUGUUAGAUCAGGUCAGGUCUCGAUGUCUGUGUCUGAUGAACUCUCCGCCCUCUGGCUCCUCCGAUAAAUCAAACACAGAUGUUGAAGCAAAGACGGCCCACUUCCUCUUCUCUGUCCAGCGCCGUGGAGGGAGGCUGAGCAGCUUUUGGCCAAAAAGGACGGACCUGAUAAAAGGGAAGCUUUUGUCCCAGAAUCACUGGAGUCACAGAGUUUGGAUCCGUGUGGAGGUCAGGUUCAUGGAGUCUUCUCUUGAGUUCUCCAGCUCUCUGGGCAGCGUGUCCUCCCUGAUUAGCCGCUGUCGGACCUUCAAGGUGCUGGUGAUUGGAGACUCCGGCGUGGGGAAGACCUGCCUGUCGCACCGACUGUGCGCCGGGGAGUUCCUCCGCAGAACUGAGGCCACGAUCGGGGUGGACUUCCGUGAGAGGGCGCUGGAAGUUGAUGGAGAGAAAAUAAAACUCCAGCUGUGGGACACCGCAGGACAGGAGCGCUUCCGGAAGUCCAUGGUGCAGCACUAUUAUCGGAACGUCCACGCAGUGCUGUUUGUUUAUGACGUCGCCUGUCCGGCCAGUUUUGAUGGACUGACCGCCUGGGUGGAAGAGUAUCGGCAGAACUCUCUGGGUCAUGAAAUACCCAAGUUCCUCAUUGGGAAUAAGAGCGACCUCCGUGAUGCCGGCAGAACCGGCUGCCAUGUGAGCCAGGAGCUGGCGAUGAACUUCGCCAAGACUCGUGGGAUGGUUUUCUUUGAGACUUCUGCCAAGAAUCUACCUAAGAAACGCUUAAACGGACAACAAGGUGAAGGAGAGGAGCUGCUUCAGCGGAGUGAAGUGGAGGACAUUGUCACUGCAGUCGGGACGAUGCUGAAGAGACACAAGACACUAGUGGCUAACUCACCAGCGUACAGCGGAUCUUUUAAAGUUCACAGGAAAAAGCAGGAAAAGGAGCCAUGGAGUUGCUGCUGAGAACAGUUCUGAUUCCCUCCACACUCCACCUCCCACCCCCGCACCCCCAAGUUGAAAAUGUGACUGGAAGCUUGGCUUUUUAAUAUAUGAGCUUCUAAAUGUAAAAAUUCACCUUAUGAUUAAUUUUGACCGAUGCCAAAUGUUUUUUUUUUUUUUUUUUUUUUUUUUUUUUUUUUUUUUUUUUUUUUUAAGAGCUUUGAUUUUCAUAAUUGAUGUAUUCCUUGAAAAUGUUCUGGAUAUUUGCAAUCUUAUUGUUUAAAAAUAAAAGACUGUUAAUUCAAACAUCCUUGAGCCUUCAGCACAGUGAUGUUUAUUCUCAGUCUGUGUGGUCUCACUGGGAAUGUGUGUUAUCUGGGACCGUUUUCCCACUCCGACUCUUUCCUUUCAGACACUGCCAAUGGAGACUCCAGGACUUCAGGUUGCUCCAGGUCAAAAUAUGGGGAACAUAAUUUUGAAAGAUCAAUGAUUUGUACAAUUUCCAUGUUUUUGUAUUUGUUGUACUGGUGC
Molecule: messenger RNA, 1628 nt
Organism: Poecilia reticulata (guppy)
Lineage: Eukaryota; Metazoa; Chordata; Actinopteri; Cyprinodontiformes; Poeciliidae
Product: ras-related protein Rab-33B-like
Molecular function (GO): GTP binding; GTPase activity
Source: RefSeq, a predicted model, not a curated record